Messenger RNA from Halteromyces radiatus, 6491 nucleotides. RefSeq lists its product as uncharacterized. Gene Ontology annotation, cellular component: nuclear body. Bases 74 to 6370 code for a protein of 2098 amino acids. NCBI's taxonomy places the organism in Eukaryota, Fungi, Mucoromycota, Mucoromycetes, Mucorales, Cunninghamellaceae. The record is from RefSeq and is a predicted model, not a curated record. Gene Ontology annotation, biological process: termination of RNA polymerase II transcription. Gene Ontology annotation, molecular function: helicase activity; transcription termination site sequence-specific DNA binding. The transcript is spliced from 7 exons.
CUUUGUUUCUAUCCUUUGAAUCUCUAUUUAUUUAUACUCCCUCUCCCUCUCUCUUUUUCAUUGACCAAAGGUGAUGAGUCUUUCAACUGUACCUGAUGAAUCACAGUUGCAAAGAGCUCUAUCACUUUUAGAUAAACGACAAGCGCAGCAUCCUUCCACAAACGAUCCUGAUCUAGAAACUCAAUUUUAUAAUGCCGUUUUAGAAUGUUUGUUACUGGAUACUGCUGAUCAUUGGUGGUGUUCUCAUGAUAUAUUACCUUUGGCAAGGGAAUCCUUAUGGCUUUUUUCUUUACCUGAUCAUGAUCAUAUUAUUCAAUAUAAACACAAACUGAAUGAUUUACUCCAACGUUGUCCAAAAUGUAUUCAAUCAUAUUAUGUUUCUAAACAAGAAAUGCGAAAGACUUAUCUGAAAACCUUUUCGCUGGAAAAUGUUAAUCAUUUCUUCAAUAUUUUGGAUUCUUUCGACAAGUCACGACUCUUUACAAGUUUGGAAUCAUCACAAACCACACCAUUGAACGAAAAACUUGUAUGUGCCAUUACAGAACUAGUAUGCUGUCCUUCUUUGAUUACUCAUGUCGACUCUCAACUUUGUGCUUCAUUUGAUCGAAUUCAAGCUGCUGGUCGGUUCCCUACUUUACAAUCGGAUAUGGCUCAAGGUGUUUCUCUAUUGGUAUUUCAUCACCAUCGUGUUAUUCGAUUAUGGGCAAGAAAACUAUUGGAACGAUUCGCAACCGAGGAUACUUCUACAUUUGAUGGUGAUAAUCAGAUCACAAAGGAUUUGACAACAGUGGCAUCCAAAGUUUUUGAACAGUUUUGUAAAGGUCCCCAAGAUGAUGGAAGCAAUAGGAUCUUUCAAUUGAUAUUAUCCAAAACAAACAGCAAUAAUAAUAAUAAUAAUAAUAAUGACGAGGAGGAUCAGCAGUAUUCAAUUCAAACAACACAGGAAUUGGUAGAUAUUUGGAAAGGACUACGACUGAUCUUGAAUCUACUUCCAACUUCGCCUGCUUUGACAUCAUUGACAAAAAACAUACCCAUGCUGACUGUCCUACAACACCAAUUAAUCAACACAACUUACACUAGUAUUGCUCUACCUGAAAUGCUCAAGACAAUGAAUCUACUAUGGACAAGAUUAGAAUAUAGGUUUUGGACAAAUUUGGUGGAGAAUGGUCCAGCAGCACGGGCAUCAACGACUGGUACAACAUUUUACAAUCUCCUCAAACGAGUUUGCGAUCAUCCUGGAUUUCGAAAUGCGACCAAGAUUGCUCAAGAAGAUACGGACAAUAUUUUGACACGAGACGGUACGGCAUAUCCUCAAGACAAACUUAUACAACGAAUGCAGAUCAUGGUAGAUUGGAUUUUUCCUUUUUGGUGUUCUCUGCGACCAUUUGAACAAGAAAUGGGAUUGGAUAUGGAUUUUAUUACGGGACGAAUACUUGAUACUUUACUGGGUUACUUUCAACUCAAAUCAUGGUCUCUUUUGUUCAAGACUUGUACCGCUCAUUUAGCCUUCCAGAUCGUUCAACUUUGUAUUACAGACAAUAAUGGGAUCCCUACUGCAAAACUCAAUGAAUAUGCUCCUCAGUGGAUUUCUUUUGCCCUCAUGGUGCCUACAUCUACUCAAGAAAGCAAGACUACUACUAAUGCUAAUGUACCUCCUUUGCUUGAACACGUUCCGAUGAUGGCUAGAUCUAUUUUGACUGAUCUUCUUUGUCAAGACUCAAGGAUAUUACGUGAUACUUUCAUUACUUUGGCAAGACAAUCCUCCUCCUCCUCCUCCGUUUCCUCAGAUUCUUCUCUACCCUCCACCAUAUCUGAAGGAUAUCAACAAUGUAUGAUCGCCUCCUCAUGUCAAAGUAUCUGGGAUACUCUUGCACUGAAACCAACCAAAUGUCUUGUCACUAUCAUGCCGACUCUACUAGCUUCAAUGGCUCCUCUUGUUUCUUUCAUAAAUAUACAACGACCAGCUGGUAUGACGACAACAUCAUCAGAACCACUCUUGGAUCAUAUACAAGCAUUACGAAAAAUGAUUACUUUGUGUCUUGAUCAUUUGGCUAGUGAUACUUUGUCUAGAAAUAUCUAUGGUAAAACUAUAGUGCUUGAUGCUGGUUUGGUGGAAUCAUUAUUAUCAUUAUUGACUUGUUCUGACGCAAUGAUACGACAUUCAACCAACAAAUUUAUGCUCACAAUGGGAACAACGGCAAAUACACAACAACAGACAAACUUGAUAUUACCUUCACUUCAACCUUUAUUUGUUCAUCAUAGUCCUCCGGUAAUCAUUGAAGCUAUGACAGCCAUUUUGAAAGACUUUAUGGAUCUGAACAAUGCGCGAAUCGAUCGAUACAAUGCGGUAGUACCUCUUGUUGACGUAUUGGCAUAUAUGACUCAGUUUUUGGUGGAAGAUGAAGAUGGAUAUUUGUUACAACUGGUGAUGAUGAUGGCAACUACGACCAAUACAUUAGGUGAUGACCAUGAAAAAGAACAACAAGUGGUGAAGGAUUUUUGGAAUGCGGCAUGGCAAGUGAGUAGUACUGUCUUCAACAGCAGUCUUGAAUGGGCAAGCAAGCACAAACCCAAGGAAAUCCUCGAUAGGGUGAUGCCAUGGAUGGAUAUAGCAACUCAAUUGGCAGGUAGUCGACCCAUGUUCCAAAAGGUAGUGUGUAAUGACUCUUUGGAUGUGGAUACUUUGAUUUCUUCGGUGGAUGGACUAUCAGCUUGGAUUUAUGUGACACGAACUUCUGUUUUGGCGAAAUUGGUACCUUUACUUGAUAUCAUCUUACGACAAUUACAACAACUUCAAAUCAAAAUCUCCAUAGAUGCUUAUGAUAGGCUCAUGUCAGCUGCUACUGGUGUCAAUGCUACUCGAUUAGAACCUCAUGAAAAGGAAAAUAUUUUCUUUGCUCUCAGUGCUCAUGAACCCAACAAUGUGAUCUUUUUGGAUGACAGUGAUGAUGAUACUCAAUUGGAAUGGCAAACUCUCCCUGGUGUUACAAACAAUGAAACUGCUGCUACCACCACUUUUACUUCUUUAUCACCUCCAUCAACAACAACAACAACAACAACAGCAGGAACGACAGUACGAUCAGCAACGUCUUCACCUUCUCCUUCUCGUUCUUCUGUACCGUCACCACCGCCACCAUCAUCAUCAUCAUCAUCAUCAUCAAUACGCCAGUCUUUCAAUACUACAACAAAAUCAUCAUUAUCUACGUCACGUCCUCGGCAGGCUACUCUCAGUGAAACGUUCAAGAAUACUACUGCACCAUCACCAGAAUCAAAUACCUCACGUACUCGUCAUGGUUAUCGGCCCAAUACCAAGAUCACUACCUUUUUUGGCAAUGAUACCAACAACAAGAUUAAUAGCAAUGACAACAAAUCAUUUUCGUCAGAUGAAGAAGAUUUUGGAGAAGAUAUCGACAUGUCAAAUUUACCAGACGAUAUAUUGGAUGGGACAAACUCUUCAAAAGUAUCAUCAUCUGUUUCAUUCGGUUCCAACAAAGUUCAAAGCAAAAGCAAUGAUCGCCACAUUAUACCUCAUGGUGCCACCAGUACAGCUGCCGCAGCGCCUACACCCGCUUUAUCAACAUUAGCAUCUAAACCAGCCUCACGUGUUUUCCCAAAUGCGGUACCCAAGUCUGAAACAUAUGCAGUGACUUCAACAGGAAGAAAACUCAAAGCACCAACUAUGGGUUACUCCAGAAUGCAACAAUUACGUGACGGAUCAAGGAAUGAUCAACGACUAGGAUCCACUACUAAAUCACCUUCUGCUAUUGCCAUGGAAAGACAUCGCCGUGGUCUAGCUCCUGAUAAUGAUGACGAUAGCUCUGACGAUGAAAAUGAAGAUGAUGAUGGGGAUGAAGCCGGAUUACUUGGACUAGUUCAUGAUAUAGAUGAAAAACGCGAAGGUACUCCUCAACGCAUUGGUAAUAUGGUGAUCACACAACAAGAACAGGAAGUACCAUCUUCUAGUUUGCAAGCUUUAUUUGAUACUGAUCAACCUCGAAGAAGUGUUAAACUAAUUGACAUUCCAGGUAGUUCUCGUCAUUUUAUCCAACAACGAUCCCAAGCCAAACAAGUUGAACAAGAAAGAAAACGCAAAAUGAUGCCGGAUAUUGAUUGUUUAUAUAAAUCCAUUUUGUCGUGGUCCCUAGAAAACAUAUCUUCGUCAACAGAAACCCCACCCAACACAUCACUGGAAACAUUCAAUCAUGUGCAAGAUACCUAUGCUACAUACAAGGAUUAUUUUGAAAUAUUUGAACCUUUAUUGUUGCUGGAAGUAUGGUCUCAAAUGCUCCGUGCCAAGGAAAUGCUCAGUGUAAAUGACGUGAUGGAUCGGUUUGUCAUGUCUACUCGGUGUCAUGUCGAUGAUUUCGUUGAUGUGAUCUUCCAAGUACCUUUGUCAGUCAAUACGUCCUCGUUAGGUGCUGAUGAUUUGGUCUGUAUGGCGAAUCAUUUUGGUUCUGAUUUCUUCAACAAGACAACAACUGAAAAACACCAACAAUGGCAUGGAAAGGCUUUCUUAGGUAAAGUCAUGGCGGUAUCUCAAAGAAAAAACUUGGGUGAUAUUACUAUUCGAUGCUUCUUUACUCCUGAUCGUAUUGGUAUUUUAAAUUCUUUAUCUCCCAAAUCUUCAUGGCGAUGUUUAAAAAUUACAAGUUUGACUACGGUGCAACGAGAAUAUGCUGCAUUACAAGGUUUACAAUAUUAUGAAUUGGUCAAAGAUAUUUUACAUCCUCAUCCUACACCUAUGCCUAGUCUUCCUCCUCAAGCAGUUAAGGAUUGUAUUGCAAAAUAUGGUGUUAAUCAACCUCAAGCUGAAGCUAUUAUUGGAGCCUUAAGAAAGAAGAAAGGGUUUACUUUGAUCCAAGGACCUCCAGGUACAGGGAAAACAAAGACAAUUCUAGGUCUUGUGGUGACAUUAUUAGAUCAACAACAAAAACAGAAGAAACAUUCUCCUGGUACGACUUCAGGCAAGAUACUUGUAUGUGCUCCAAGUAACGCGGCUGUGGAUGAAAUCGCGAAAAGAUUGAAAGAUGGUAUUGUGACGGCAGAUGGAUUAGUCAAACCAAAUGUGAUACGUAUUGGUGUAGCAGAUGCUGUGAAUGCAAGUGUGAAAGAUUUGGUUUUGGAUCGAUUGAUUGAAAAGGAACUUGCUCCCACUAUGGCCGAAGAAAAUGGGAUCGAUUAUAGUGGUGGUGUCAACAAUAUGCGAAUGUAUCAAGCUAGACGGGAAAAGGCCCAAGAAAUCAUGAAAACAUUGCAAUUGGAUAUUGAACAAGUGGAUCGUGACUUGGCAAGUACAACAGAUUUACGAUUGACAGCGGACUUACGGGCCAAAAGGAAACAACUCUUUCAACAAAAGGAUCGUCAACGCGUGAUUUUCAAAGAUAUCUUGGAAGAUCAACGUGAUCAUGUCCGAAACUUGGAUGCUUCUCGACUUCGUGCUCGACAAAAAGUAUUUGCAGAGUGUGACAUUGUUUGUGCUACUUUGAGUGGUAGUGGACAUACGAUAUUAUCUGAAAUGGGCUUGACAUUUAGUACAGUGAUUGUGGAUGAAGCGGCUCAGGCAGUAGAAUCUAGUGCAUUGAUUCCUUUGAAAUAUGAUUGUCAGCGUUGUAUUCUUGUGGGUGAUCCCAAUCAAUUACCUCCUACCGUUAUUUCGUUAUUGGCAAGCAAAUUUAGUUAUCAACAGAGUUUAUUUGUGCGUUUGGAAAAGAACGCUCCUGACAAUGUCUAUUUACUUAGUAUCCAAUAUCGUAUGCAUCCAAAUAUUAGUGCCUUCCCAAGUGCAUUGUUUUAUCAAUCAAGAUUAUUGGAUGGACCCAAAAUGGCGGAAAAUACGGCAGCAGUUUGGCAUACUAAUCCAUCUUUUCCUCCCUAUCUAUUUUUGAAUGUCAAGGAAGGUCAAGAAAUGCAAGGUUAUGGAUCUUCUUUUUAUAACUUAUUGGAAGCCGAUGCUGCAGUGGCUUUGGUAGACAAAUUGGCCAAUUCCUUCCCUACACUAAAGCUUGCUUAUAAGAUUGGCGUCAUUACACCCUACAAACAACAAGUCAGUCAAUUGAAAUCUAGAUUUGAACGUCGGUUUGGAAGCAAAAUUCUAGAAGUGAUUGAUUUCAACACAGUGGACGGGUUCCAAGGUCAAGAAAAGGAAAUCAUCAUUUUUUCCUGUGUCCGUGCAAAUGCUGGUGGUGCUCAUGGUGGUUACGGUGGUGCUAUAGGAUUUUUAUCAGAUAUUCGACGUAUGAAUGUAGGAUUGACACGUGCCAAACGAUCAUUAUUUAUCUUGGGUCAUGCUCAAUCUUUGAAAGGCGAUCAAUAUUGGGGAAAUCUAGUGGAGGAUGCCAAAGAACGAAAACUAUUCCAAGAUGUAACUUGAAAUAUAUUUGUUUUGAUGAUGAAUUUUAUUCAAUUUUUUUUUUUUUUUUGUAUAGUGUGUAUUCCCAUAUCUUGAUCAUCGGUUACUUCCUAAUCAACGACCAAGCAAUUUGUAUGAAUCG